AAACUCCAUUUCCUCCUCUCCCCUUUCAGGUUUUCAGUUCGUCGUCAUGGGGAGCAAGCAUCACCGAGAUCAAGCUCUGGAUUUCCAGGGCUUUUUGAAUGAUUUGCAGGACUGGGAGCUUUCCCUCAAGGACAAAGACAAGAAAAUGAAACCUCAAGCUUUUGAAAAGGAAAAGCUGAAAGGAAGCUCAUCAGGGAAGAAGUCGGCAUCUGAUUAUUUGAAGAAUUAUGAUGCAAUUAGUAGCCUAUCAAGCGGUUUCAUGACUGAAGAGAGUAUCCCAGAUGCUGCUUCCGAGAAAGAACUGGGAAAUGAGUAUUUUAAGCAGAAGAAGUUUAAGGAAGCUAUUGACUGCUAUUCAAGAAGCAUUGCUCUCUCACCGUCUGCAGUUGCUUAUGCAAAUAGAGGAAUGGCUUAUGUUAAACUCAAGAAAUUUCAAGAGGCUGAAGAUGACUGUACAGAGGCCUUAAAUCUUGAUGAUCGGUACAUAAAAGCAUACUCACGCCGUUCAACAGCUAGAAAAGAACUUGGGAAACUUAAGGAAUCCAUUGAGGAUGCUGAGUUUGCCCUGAGGUUGGAGCCCAACAACCAAGAAAUCAAGAAACAGCAUGCUGAGGUCAAAUCAUUAUAUGAGAAAGAGAUUCUUGAGAAGGCAUCUGGAGUUCUGAGAAGCACUAUGCAAGGUGCAAAGAAAGUAGAGAAGUCAGAGACAAAAGUGAAUGGACAUGCAUCAGGAGUUGCUGUAGUUCAAGGGGAUCAAGCCAAGCAGAAGAAUUCCAAUAAGGUAUCCGUGCCUGUAGAGGAAAUAAAGGAGAAAAAUUCUCAGGUUGGAAGCAGGAUUAAGGGUCAAGAAGUAGAUGGUUCCCAUCUAACUGCUGGGGGUGUUGGCUCAGAAACUGUUAAGACAAGUAAAAACAACAGAAAGCAAGAGCUGCAGUCAUCUGUGGAAGAGCUUGCUUCUAGAGCAGCUGCUAGAGCAAUGGCUGAAGCUGCAAAAAACAUCACGCCCCCAAAUACAGCUUAUCAAUUUGAGGUUUCCUGGAGAGCCCUAUCUGGUGAUUGUGCACUACAGGCACAUCUUUUGAAGGUCUGGAAGUUUAACAUGCUCUUUAUAGCUUUGUUUUUGACUGAUCCGUAUUAAACUGUUAACAAUAUGCAUGUCCUGUUUCUUAGGUUAAUAUCCCUGUUGUUGACCAGUGCCUCUGGUCUUUAAUUUAAAGGAUAUUCAGAAGUAUACUGAUCAGAUGCUGGUUUGCCGGCAAUCAUGUAUUUCCAUUUUUCCUCAAAAGUCUUAAAAAAUUGAGCUGAUCACCACAAUUCAUUGUAUUUUUCUUUUUAUUCUAUUUUUCUUGUUUUGAUCAUUUCAACUGAUUUGUACUUUUUAUAAUUACUAGGUUACAUCCCCAAGUGCACUGCCACAGAUUUUUAAAAAUGCCUUGUCUGCUUCAAUGUUGGUAGACAUUGUUAAAUGUGUUGCCACAUUUUUCAGGGAAGAAAUGGAUUUGGCUGUUAAAUACCUAGAGAAAUUGACUAAGGUUCCAAGAUUCGACAUGCUCAUCAUGUUUCUUUCACCUACAGAUAAGGCUGAUCUUCUCAAGGUUUGGGAUGAAGUAUUCUGUAAUGAGGCAACCCCAAUCGAGUAUGCAGAGAUUCUAGAUAACUUGCGGGCAGUAUACUGUCUGAAACAAUGAGGAAUGUAUUUGAGAUGUUUUGAGCCGUUCAUAUUUGUCUCCCUGCUGCUGUUUCACUGUAAAUGAUUCAUAUUAAUGCUGCAAUGCAGUGCAGCACCUCUUCUUUAUACCCUUGUAAUGGCUCUGGGUUUCCUCUACAUAUGUCCAUGAAUUCCAGAUAUCAUGUCGUGUUCAAGCAUACAUCAGAGGAAAUUCAUAAUCUUGUAAUCAACAGUAUAUUUUUUUUGGAAUAUAACUUUUGAAGGAAG
Rubroshorea leprosula is the source of this 1936-nucleotide messenger RNA. Lineage: Eukaryota; Viridiplantae; Streptophyta; Magnoliopsida; Malvales; Dipterocarpaceae. The record is from the annotation of a GenBank genome assembly.